AUGCGUCCUAAAGCUUCGUCUUCUAUGCAGAAGACAUAUGACGAUUGCUAUUUGAUGUGCUCGACGGCUGUAUAUUUCGAGAAUCAGAAUAACGAGUCAGAAGCAUUACGAACUUGGAAAGCCGCCCUAGAUGCUCUCUACUACCACAAUGCGCACAAAGUCCCAUCUACAUAUAUUCCCAAGAACGACAUUGAGCGAGGCCUACAGGAUUCGUUGCGUGAGCUGGAACUACAAUGCAAAGAAAGGGUCAUGCUCUUGGAAACACUACGAGAAAGUCGUAAGGAGGCCGGUAUGGAUGUUGAUGUGAAAGCGGCGUCGACCCAGAAAGGAAAGCUAGAGAAACCCAGGCCUCAGGUAAAUGGAUCUCAGAGCUCCAUCAGUAGUGGUCACUCGGGUUGGAUUGGUGAGGGAACUAUCCCUUCCUUGAGUUAUCCAGAUCUGCCACGGCCACCGGCUCUACCACCUCGAUCCACAACGCAGAGCCAGUCCAGCCUCAAUUCCACAAUACCUGCUCCACUGAGCAGUUCGGGUGAUGUUCGCGGCCUAGGAUUGGACUCCCUACCAUCACCUCCAACACUUCCCGUACCGGCUAUACCCAGGGACACAAACCGGGUGCAAAACCCGGAGAAAAAGAAGACGCUGCUCACUACGCUUCGUGGAAAGGAUCUGAAAUCCCCUACAAACUCCAACACACAACCACGCAAACAUUCGAAGCCGGCUUCUAAAGCUGCUGGUUUGGCUUGGAGCUUUGUUACCCAAUCGAACUCAUCCAAACGUGGUCAAACUUCCCCAGCAAAUGAAUCUGCCCCUGCGACUCCACGGAAAAGUACUUCGAGUGACUCUGGUUCGAAGAGGGAUGUUCUUCCAACUCGCCGGUCCAUCGAUGAAUCUUCAACGCCAGCCCGCGCAUCUCAUCGCCCAGAUUAUUUUUCCGGCUCUCCAAUCACACGAAGAAUAUCUGGAGAUCACACUGCUGCGAGUCUAGCUGCGGGCGCUGCUGCCGCGGCAGCUGCUGCCCAAAGGCCAAUGGAAGCAGAAUCAUCCAACAGCUUUCUUGAUUCUUCUCCGGAGCUCAAGGGAGGACCAUCAGAUAAACCGAAGUCAACAGACAAGAAGAAUGAUUCUGGGUACAGCCCACCACAAUCCAAACCUCCGACGUCUCUUAAAAGCUCCAAUACAGAACCAGCGCGGUCUGUCCCUGCCACGCAAGCCACUCUUCAAUCUCGCUCGAAUAAAGUUACACCAGAUGAUGUUUUCCAGAGGAAGGCAGUCAAAUCAUCAAAUUCUGCGCCUUCUAAACCACGAUCAAACGUGAAAGAUUGUAGAAACGUUGAAAGCCGUAAUAGUGACUUCCCCCCUAACGGCAAGAUGAGACAAUUGAACACUCAACCUUCGGCUCCUGCAAAUCGGCCGGCAGUUGGACCAAAGAGGACGACAUCCAAAUCUAGCGAAUAUUCAGCAGAGAUACCCGCUCAAGGAGACAAUAUUGACGAUGAUAUUGACCUACCGGAAUAUGAACCAGAGGAAGAUCUGGUUUUAAAACGAGCGUUGAGCAAUUUGCCAAAAGGAGUUGAUCAGGAGUCUGCCAAACAAAUCUUCAAAGAAAUCGUGGUACAUGGAGACGAAGUGCAUUGGGAUGACGUUGCUGGUCUUGAACUUGCAAAGACGGCUCUGAAAGAAGCUGUUGUGUACCCUUUCCUUCGACCAGAUCUUUUCAUGGGACUUCGUGAACCAGCCAGAGGCAUGCUGCUAUUUGGUCCUCCAGGAACUGGAAAGACUAUGAUAGCCAGAGCAGUUGCUACUGAAUCUCAAUCCACAUUCUUCUCAGUCUCGGCUUCAAGUUUAGCUUCCAAAUGGCAUGGGGACAGUGAGAAGCUGGUUAGAGCCCUCUUUGGAUUAGCUAAAGCGUUAGCCCCAUCCAUAAUAUUCGUUGACGAGAUUGACGCGCUGCUCUCCUCACGAUCUCGGUCCAGCGAGGCAGAAGUCUCCAGGCGUAUAAAAACGGAAUUUCUUAUCCAAUGGUCUGAUCUACAGCGAGCUGCCGCGGGCAGAGAACAAAAUUCCAAGGAUAAGAAAAUGGGCGAUGCAUCACGAGUUUUAGUUCUCGCGGCAACAAAUAUGCCCUGGGAUAUAGACGAUGCAGCUCGGCGCCGGUUUGUUCGAAGGCAGUAUAUACCUCUUCCGGAACCUGAGGUGCGAAAACUACAACUACAGAAGCUACUGAGCCAUCAGAAGCAUGAGCUCUCAGAGGCCGAUAUCGAUAGAUUAUCUAGUCUUACAGAAGGUUUUUCUGGAUCCGAUAUCACUGCUCUUGCAAAGGAUGCAGCUAUGGGCCCAUUACGCAACUUAGGCGAGGAUCUCCUUCAUAUCCCAAUGGAAAAGAUAUCCCCUAUUUCCUUUAAGGAUUUCGAAGCCUCGCUACUUUCAAUCCGCCCCAGUGUCAAUCAAGACGGAUUGGAUCGUUAUGAUGAAUGGGCAAAGAACUUUGGAGAAAGAGNNNNAUAA
Messenger RNA from Trichophyton verrucosum HKI 0517, 2505 nucleotides. RefSeq lists its product as uncharacterized. The record is from RefSeq and is a predicted model, not a curated record. The transcript has 3 exons. Lineage: Eukaryota; Fungi; Ascomycota; Eurotiomycetes; Onygenales; Arthrodermataceae. Gene Ontology annotation, molecular function: ATP binding; ATP hydrolysis activity. Bases 1 to 2505 code for a protein of 834 amino acids.